AUAUAUAUAUAUAUAUAUAUUCCAUUUUAUUUACAAAUAGAAUGUCAAUCUCAUUCAGUUUCAACCCUUUUUUUUAAUUAUUAUUUUCUGGUUUGAGUGGUGAGAGAGGAAAAAACCAUUGAAGAGAGAUGAGUGCGCGAAGAAGAGAGAAAUUCGUAAGGAAACGGUUUCUUCUGCUUAAAUGGUGAAUCCGCCAUUUCAUUUGGUCGCCAUAAGCGUUUCUUGCAGUUCUUGGUUGCAAAUUCAGGUUACAGGAACCCGCAUUUGCAUCCGUUGAAUUUUCCUCUGUUGGCGACCCACGAAACUCUCCCGCCAUUGAACACUCUUUUGAUUUCCGAGGUGAUUGAUGAAUUCAGCGGAGCUUUCCACAACUCAAAGGAUGAGUUCUCCACGACGUCCACUACACACCUGUAGCGUUUCUUUUCUGGCCAUAGCCCACGGCAUCUUCUCAAGAGCCCAGAAUCUUGAUGGAUGGUUGGGCUCGACAACAAGAAAAAUGGUCCAAAUAACCAAGCUUGUGAAGCCUUUGAUUCUUGUCCUGCAAUAUCAGUGGUCAUUAUUCCUCUCCUUCAUUGAUGAUCGACUAUUGGCAAUUUCAAACUUUGUGGAGCAGGUGUUUCCUCCUUCCAGACUCGUUUUUGAUAAGAUCGACGAUGUUCUUCAUAUGGUUGAAACUUUUCCUGGAAAAUUUGCUGAUGCUGUUGACAAGUUACCCUGCUUCAACCAGGUGCUGUUCCUAGAGUGGGCAGUGACCCACGCCAUAACUUUGCUGGAGUACAUGAUAACCAUUUUAAUGAACUUGGGGAGAGAUGGUACUAGAGAGAAGGAAAUUUUGGUUGAUAUGAACUACAAUAAGAGUCGUAAUGGAUCCGAAUCAGCAGUUAAAUCCGAAGGAACCCUCUCGUGUGUUUGUGAAACACAACAAGGUGCCAUGAACGGCAGUAGUAAAGAAGUUGUGAAAAUGGGAAGGGAAGGGAAGGAAGAUGAUUGCAAAGGCACUUACAACAGAGCCAUGGAAGGUAAAGAAGAAUUUGGAAACAAGGAGAAGGGCAGUACCAAAAAAGUGGAAGGCAGCGAGAGUGGGAAAGCAAAAAUGGAAAAAGCAGAAGGAAAUGAAGGGAUGAAGAGUAAAAAAGAAGAGGUAAAGGACUGUGAAGAUGAAGAAGAAGAAGAGGGAAGCCAUGGAAGCAUACAAAAGGAAGAUGAUAUCUUGGAAUUGUUCGAGACAAGUUGGCUGAUGAAACCAACCGGAAAGCCGAAAGGAAACUUGAUGACACGUUCAGCUUCAUUUCUUUGAACAUAUCACAACAAUCUGACCAUUUUUGCAGAACUGGGAUUUGUAAGUGUUGUAUCAUCUUUUGUGUAUAUGCUGUACAUAUGAAAUUGUUUGUGGUCUGUAUAUUUUUUAUUUAUUUUUUAAACACAAGUUUUGAAAGAACUUGAAUCUUGAUACAUAAUUAAGUUAUUUUGUUUGUUAU
Cucurbita maxima (winter squash) is the source of this 1478-nucleotide messenger RNA. RefSeq lists its product as uncharacterized. NCBI's taxonomy places the organism in Eukaryota, Viridiplantae, Streptophyta, Magnoliopsida, Cucurbitales, Cucurbitaceae. Bases 347 to 1297 code for a protein of 316 amino acids. The transcript is spliced from 3 exons. The record is from RefSeq and is a predicted model, not a curated record.